Molecule: messenger RNA, 3821 nt
Organism: Cheilinus undulatus (humphead wrasse)
Lineage: Eukaryota; Metazoa; Chordata; Actinopteri; Labriformes; Labridae
Gene: vps18
Product: VPS18 core subunit of CORVET and HOPS complexes
Exons: 9
Coding region: 293-3235 (980 amino acids)
Biological process (GO): intracellular protein transport; endosome to lysosome transport; organelle fusion
Cellular component (GO): endosome; HOPS complex
Molecular function (GO): protein-macromolecule adaptor activity
Source: RefSeq, a predicted model, not a curated record
GUUGUGUACUUCGAAGCUAGCCUAGCCCUUGUCAUUGUAGCACGAAUGAUUGAAAUUAAAUCUAUUCAUAUGUAAAGUACGGUAUAAGAUAAUAUAUUUUGCAUCCUGCUUAUCAAUUAGGGCGCAUGCGUUGAGAGGAUAUACAUCAUACGCCCUUAACGGCUGGAUGUUUUGAUAACCUGUUAGCUGUUUAGCCAUGUCGUUUUAGGAAAACUAUCCUGCUAGUCUGUGAUUUUAUAUUACUGCGAAACUCCACAAAGAGUUUUGAAGGUGAAACAAGGGAAAUUCAACAAUGGCUUCCAUUCUUGAUGAGUACGAGGACUCUCAGAACACCAGGCAAAGUGCGCAGCAGCACGGCCGCUUGUCAUCUGCCAAUAUCGGGCUAACACAUUCAGGAUUUGUGAAUGUGAGGCUCGAGGAAGAGAAGCCAAUAUUCAACAAGCAGAGGAUCGAUUUUACUCCACCUGAGAAGAUAAACCAUCUUGCUGUCUGCAACAACCAGCUGUGCAUGAGUCUGGGAAAGGACACCCUGUUGAGGAUUGACCUGGCCAAGCCUGAUCAACCUAAUCAGACAGAAUUAGGGAGGAAAGAUGAGAGCAAAGUGCACAAGUUGUUCCUGGACCCCACUGGUUCUCAUCUACUGAUCAGCCUGAGCACCAGUGAGUGUCUGUACCUCAACAGGAACACUCAGAAGGUGCGCAGCUUGUCUCGCUGGAGAGGCCACCUCAUUGAGAGCGUAGGCUGGAACAAGAUGCUGGGAAACGAGACCAACACUGGACCCAUCCUUGUCGGCACCAGUCAAGGCAUCAUCUUUGAGGCUGAGAUCUCUGCUACUGAAGGCAGUCUGUUCAACACCAAUCCAGAUCAAUUCUUCAGACAGGUCCAUGCCCUGGAGGAGGAUGGAAAGCCUGCACCUGUCUGCUGUCUUGAGGUGGAGCGUGGUUUGGAGAACAAGUACUUCAUCAUUGCUACCACUCGCAAACGCCUGUUCCAGUUUGUGGGGAAAGUGGCUGAGGGCUCUGAGCAGCAGGGCUUCAGCUCCAUCUUCAGCCAGAACCAGGACCUGCUGCCUAGUUUCCAGGAGUUCCCAGCCAACAUGGGCUACAGCGAGAUCACUUUCUACACCUCUAAGCUUCGCACCUCCCCUAAAGCGUUUGCCUGGAUGAUGGGAAAUGGAGUUCUUUAUGGUCAGCUGGACUAUGUCAGGCCUGAUUCUCUCUUGAGUGAUGUGCAGGUGUGGGAGUACACUCCAGACAUCGAUAUAAGUGCCAACAAGCCUAUCUCCAUUGUGCUAACUCAGUUCCACUUUCUGCUCCUGCUCCACGACCGGGUUAAAGCCAUCUGCACCCUGAAUGGACAGGUGGUCUAUGAGGAUGUGUUCCCAGAUAAAUUUGGUACCCUUAAGAAAAUGAUCAAAGAUCCAAUAGGCGGCUUGGUGUGGAUCUACACAGAGCGGGCGGUUUUCCGGUACCACGUCCAGCGUGAAGCCAGAGAUGUGUGGCAGAUGUACAUGAGCAUGAGUAAAUUUGAUCUGGCGAAGGAGUACUGCAGAGAUCGGCCUGAGUGCAUGGACAUGGUGUUGGCCAAGGAGGCAGAGCACUGCUUCCAAAACAAGCGUUACAUUGAGAGCGCUAAAUGCUAUGCGCUGACACAGAACUACUUUGAAGAGAUAGCACUCAAGUUCAUUGAAGCCAAACAAGAAGAAGCCCUGAAGGAGUUUCUGCUGAAGAAACUUCAUAAUUUAAAACCAAGUGAAAGAACUCAGAUCACUUUGUUGGUCACCUGGCUAGCCGAGCUUUAUCUGAACCGACUCGGGCAGCUGGAGAGUGAUGGCAACAGCGUUAUCUUCCAGGAGACCCGUGAGGAGUUUCGCCACUUCCUCAGCAACUCCAAACAUAAAGAGUGCCUGUAUAACAACCGUAGCACCAUCUACGACCUGCUGGCCAGCCACGGCAAUGUGGAUGACAUGGUUUAUUUCUCAGUUGUCAUGCAGGAUUACGAGAGAGUGAUCUCCCACUACUGCCAACAUGAUGACUUCAGCGCUGCUCUGGAAGUCCUCUCAAAGCACUGCGAUCAAAAGCUCUUCUACAAGUUCUCCCCUGUACUCAUGCAGCACAUUCCCAAGAAAGUGGUAGAUGCAUGGAUACAGAUGGGGAAGCGUUUGGACCCAAAGAAGCUAAUUCCGGCUCUGAUGAACUACAGCCAGAUGGGCAGCACUCAGCAGAUCAACGAAACCAUCCGCUAUAUGGAGUUCUGUGUGUACGAGCUGACUGUGACCGAGGAGGCUAUCCACAACUACCUGCUGUCGCUCUAUGCAAAGUAUAAACCAGACUCUUUGCUGUGGUAUCUGGAGCAGGCAGGAACACACUCCUCAGAGAUCCACUAUGACCUGAAGUACGCUCUCAGGCUGUGUGCUGAACACGGCUACCUCCAAGCUUGUGUUCUGGUGUAUAGGAUCAUGGAACUGUAUGAAGAGGCAGUGGAUCUCGCUUUGCAAGUGGAUGUAGACUUGGCAAAGUCCUGUGCAGACCUACCUGAGGAUGACGAGGAGCUGAGGAAAAAGCUUUGGCUUAAAAUCGCCCGGCAUGUGGUGCAGGAGGAGAAAGAUGUGAAAAAAGCCAUGAACUGUCUGUCCAGCUGCAAUCUGCUCAAGAUCGAAGACAUCCUGCCCUUCUUCCCAGACUUUGUCACCAUUGACCAUUUUAAGGAGGCCAUCUGCAGCUCCCUGGAGGAGUACAAUCAGCACAUUGAGGAGCUGAAGCAGGAAAUGGAGGAGGCCACGGAAAGCGCUAAACGCAUCAGAGAAGACAUCCAGGAAAUGAGGAACAAAUAUGGUGUGGUGGAUUCCCAAGAAAAGUGUGCUGCUUGUGACUUUCCAUUACUCAACAGGCCCUUCUAUCUGUUUCUGUGUGGACACAUGUUCCACUAUGACUGCCUUCUCCAGGAAGUGAGCCCUCACCUAUCGGUGUACAAGCAGACACGUUUGGAAGAACUGCAGAAAAAGCUGGCUUCAACAACACAAUCGUCACGCCAUCGCACGGUGACAAAGGAUGAAGGGGACACGGCUAGCCUGGGAAAGGGCAAUGCAGGCUCAAGCCGUGAGCAGAUAAAAUCAGACAUUGAUGACAUCAUUGCGUCAGAAUGCGUUUACUGCGGCGAACUGAUGAUCAAGUCGAUCGACAAGCCUUUUAUUGACCCACUGAAAUUUGAGGAGGAGAAAUCCAGCUGGCUAUGAAUUCAACCUCCGUAGCUUUCCUCAAUGUGAAAAGAUAUGUAUGCCAUUUAUAUGUGAUUGAAAUUGCAACAUCAGUAGCACUGACCAGUACAGUGGACACAGACGUUACCUGAUUGCCUGUUGGAAGUGCCUAUUGCAGGAAUCUGCAUCAGCUUCAGUUCAGAAAACACUUAUUUUGCUGGCAGUAUUUGAGGCUAAUUUAUAGACCUUUGCACGUUGUACAGGAAUGUUUAGUUAACAGGGGAAACUGUUGGCAAUGACACAAGAUUAUCUAGAGAUGUAACGAAUAGAAAGGGUUGUACAGUUUGUACAAUGUGCUUGAUCCUUUGGGUUGUAAAGGCAGAAAAGGGUUUGAAAGCUGUAAUCAGAUAUAACUGCACUAAACAUCUGUUAACUCACUUGGCCAUGCACUGUUUUGUCUUUUGGAAACCUGCACUUAGAGCAUAUCUAUGAUUCCUACUCAUUUUAUCUGCUCUGCUGUACAGCUCUGUGUUUAUCUUCCAGUCAGUGAAGGUCAGAUUUAAAAACUGCAUUAACUCACUGUUUCACAAUCCAGAUAUGACCAAUUAAAGCUUGUCAAUACUGA